AGCUGCUGUUUUAUUGUUUCUUACGCUGGUGGCAAUUACAGUUGGCACAUUUGCCAUGUCCACUUCAACUGGUGAAUAAAAUCAUUAUCCACACAUUGUCUUCAAGUCAUUUGAGGAUAGAGGUAAUCAGAAAGUUUCGAAAUCUGUAGAUUGCUUAUGAAAAAUGCUACUACUCGCCCACGCGCUGGUGGACCGUUGAUGAUCGGUGGACCAUUGAUGAUAGUGAGUCUUACAAUGCAUCAACGACUUACAAUCAUCACGCAUGAGCAAUUGUCUGUAACACAAAUCUUUGUUUAUAAUUGGGAAAUAAUUAUUUGAACGGAGAAUGGAUGUGAUAUCGUGCAAAAGCUUCCAAGACUUUCCGAUAUAAAAAGACAACAAUUCUCUAGAAAAUACAAAAGAAGAGACGACUCAUGUGAAGAAUCAUGUGAAGAAAAGGCCAAGUUUAGAGAAAGAAGGAGAGAUGAAAUCCAAGCUAGAAGGGAAAUUCAACUCCCUAUACAAAUUUACACCUCACCAUUGUCAAACUCAUCUCUCUCUCUCUCUCUCUCUCUCUCUCUCUCUCUCUCUCAUUUCUUCUGUUUUGCAUUGCUCUUUCGGUCUUUGUGCUCAUGGAAGUUAACACCACUGCUGAAAAACACCACACUCAUCAUAAAUACCACCAUCUUUCACAUUCUCAACCCUAUAACCACCACCACCACCACCAUAACCAUGGAAGUUUUCCUUCAAAAUAUACUCUCAUUAUCAUUUCCAUCAGCUCAGUUAUGCUCCUUGUUAUAAUCUUGAUCAUUUUAAUCCUUCGACGGCUCAAGUCCACCAAAAGUUACAAUGGCAAAACUUACAGAGAGAAUAGCAUCAUCAGCAGCAACACAAGCAGCAGGUUCAUUGCUCAAACCUCAAUGCCCACCUUCAAUUCCAGCCCAGAUGUGAAGGGUGGGUGCCUAACCCUCCAAGGAGGGGAUUCUGGAAGGUCAGUGCUUAAGACACCAGCAGAAAUACUCACAGCACCAAGCAGAUACAGAAGAGGAGGAGGAGGAGCAGUCCAAGUGUUUUCAUACAAGGAACUUGAGGUGGCCACUGAGAAGUUUAGUGAAGCAAAUGUGAUAGGGCAGGGAGUGUUUGGGGUUGUGUAUAGGGGGAUCCUCAGAGAUGGGACUGUGGCUGCAAUUAAGAUGCUGCAUAGAGAAGGAAGGCAAGGAGAGCGUGCUUUCAGGCUUGAGGUGGAUCUACUAAGCCGAUUGCAUUCUCCAUACUUGGUGGAGCUACUUGGCUAUUGUGCUGACCAACAUCAUAGGCUCCUAAUAUUUGAACACAUGCCCAAUGGCACCCUACAACACCAUCUCCAUUCCACAAACAACCAUAAGCCGUUGGAUUGGGGGACCCGAUUGAGGAUAGCCCUUGAUUGUGCCAAGGCCCUUGAGUUCCUCCAUGAGCAUGCCAUCCCACCUGUCAUACACCGUGACUUCAAGUGCACCAGCAUUCUACUUGAUCAAAACUUUCGUGCCAAGGUGUCGGAUUUCGGAUUGGCCAAGACGGGUUCUGAGAAGAUCAACGGUCAGAUUUCGACACGGGUUCUGGGGACCACAGGAUAUUUGGCACCAGAGUAUGCCUCCACAGGACAGCUUACCACAAAAUCAGAUGUGUACAGCUAUGGUGCUGUUCUUUUAGAGCUGUUAACCGGGCGUGUGCCAGUUGAUACCAAGAGGCCUCCUGGAGAGCAUGUCCUUAUCUCAUGGGCUCUUCCAAGGUUAACUACCAGAGAAAAAAUAUUGGAAAUGGUUGACCCAUCUCUAAGAGGGCAAUACUCAAACAGGGAUCUAAUUCAGAUAGCUGCUAUUGCAGCAAUGUGCGUGCAGCCAGAAGCUGAAUACCGGCCUCUAAUGGCAGAUGUUGUACCGUCUCUAAUUCCUCUGGUUAAGAACUCUUGUUAUGUUGGUUCCUCUAGCACCUCUAGAUUUCAGAAUCAAAUAGCAAGUCCGAGGUAUUAGCUACGGGCUAUACGAAAGUCGGAACACUUGAAGGGAACAUUCAGACCAACUAGUUAUUCGUCUAGUGGUAUAUCUUAUUUUCAACACUAGAUAUAUUGAAGUACCAUGGAUGAGUGAGUUACAAGUUUCAGUUCCAUCAAUAAUAUUUGAUGCAAACGCAUACAAAGUACUCUGGAUGGAUGUGAAGCACAUUAAGCAAAAUAUUAAUUAAGCCUCUUUCUUCUUC
Molecule: messenger RNA, 2214 nt
Organism: Prunus persica (peach)
Lineage: Eukaryota; Viridiplantae; Streptophyta; Magnoliopsida; Rosales; Rosaceae
Product: probable serine/threonine-protein kinase PBL7
Exons: 6
Coding region: 612-1988 (458 amino acids)
Biological process (GO): protein phosphorylation
Molecular function (GO): protein kinase activity; ATP binding
Source: RefSeq, a predicted model, not a curated record